Molecule: messenger RNA, 1671 nt
Organism: Acomys russatus (golden spiny mouse)
Lineage: Eukaryota; Metazoa; Chordata; Mammalia; Rodentia; Muridae
Gene: Dhh
Product: desert hedgehog signaling molecule
Exons: 3
Coding region: 358-1548 (396 amino acids)
Biological process (GO): cell fate specification; smoothened signaling pathway; multicellular organism development
Molecular function (GO): calcium ion binding; patched binding
Source: RefSeq, a predicted model, not a curated record
GCCCGGGUGGGAGGGGGCGGGACAGUCCUGGGAGAAGGGCGGGGGGCGUGGCCAGGGACCACUUAAGGCGGAGUUAGGGCGUUUCUGGGAGCACGAGAGCGGGGCAGCAGAGACUGGCUGGGCUGGCACUCACCCUCGACCCACCUGCCCUGUAAUGGUAGCCUAUUAGUAGUAGGUUCCAGGUUCCCCGGAGCAUGUAGGCAGAGUUAGCGGCUGCCAGGUGUUUAGAGCCACAAGCGCUCCAGGUAUUCCGAGGGCUUCUCUGCGGUGCUCUCUGGCUCCUGCGGAGAUGCCCAACUGACAGGAGAGCUAGUGAGGAUCAGAACGCUCCCCCUUUGACCCAAGUCCACUGCGCCCAUGGCUCUGCCGGCUAGUCUGUUGCCUCUGUGCUGCUUGGCACUCCUGGCACUGUCUGUCCAGAGCUGCGGGCCGGGCCGGGGACCCGUUGGCCGGCGGCGUUACGUGCGAAAGCAGCUUGUGCCUCUGCUGUACAAGCAAUUUGUGCCUAGUGUGCCCGAGAGGACCCUUGGCGCAAGCGGGCCAGCGGAGGGGAGGGUAGCAAGGGGGUCCGAGCGCUUCCGGGACCUCGUACCCAACUACAACCCCGACAUAAUCUUCAAGGAUGAGGAGAACAGUGGCGCUGACCGCCUGAUGACAGAGCGUUGCAAAGAGCGGGUGAACGCUCUGGCCAUUGCGGUGAUGAACAUGUGGCCCGGAGUGCGCCUACGUGUGACUGAAGGCUGGGAUGAGGACGGCCACCACGCGCAGGACUCACUCCACUACGAAGGACGUGCCUUGGAUAUCACUACAUCUGACCGUGACCGCAAUAAGUAUGGUUUGCUGGCACGCCUAGCAGUGGAAGCUGGCUUCGACUGGGUCUACUAUGAGUCCCGCAACCACAUCCACGUGUCGGUCAAAGCUGAUAACUCCCUGGCGGUCCGAGCUGGUGGUUGCUUUCCUGGAAAUGCCACGGUGCGUCUGAGGAGCGGCGAGCGGAAAGGGCUGAGGGAACUCCAUCGUGGUGACUGGGUACUGGCCGCCGAUGCAGCGGGCCGGGUGGUGCCGACCCCGGUGCUGCUCUUCCUGGACCGGGACCUGCAGCGCCGCGCCUCGUUCGUGGCUGUGGAGACCGAGCGGCCUCCCCGCAAACUGUUGCUCACACCCUGGCAUCUGGUGUUCGCUGCUCGCGGGCCGGCGCCCGCUCCAGGUGACUUUGCACCGGUGUUCGCCCGCCGGUUACGAGCUGGGGACUCUGUGCUGGCUCCCGGCGGGGACGCGCUUAGGCCGGCGCGCGUAGCCCGCGUGGCGCGCGAGGAAGCCGUGGGCGUGUUCGCGCCGCUCACUGCGCACGGGACGUUGCUGGUCAACGAUGUCCUUGCCUCCUGCUACGCGGUUCUGGAGAGUCAUCAGUGGGCCCACCGCGCCUUUGCUCCUUUGCGCUUGCUGCACGCGCUCGGGGCGCUGCUUCCCGGGGGUGCAGUCCAGCCGACUGGCAUGCAUUGGUACUCUCGCCUUCUUUACCGCUUGGCGGAGGAGUUAAUGGGCUGAGCAUCCAAGCCCAGAAGUCCUCCAAGCUCUGAUCGAAACCUGAAGCCAGAGACAUGCUAGCUGAGAUCUGGGGAUGUGGGCAGUAGGUGAUGCUGAUUGGGAGAGUAGGGCGGAAAAGAGAGA